AGCUAAUUCUACAAUUUCCUAAAACAAAAAAAUAAGUUGAAGCCAAUGACGUUUUUGUAGGGUCCAAAAUCAUUCGUGCUCCUCUCACUCCUGAACAAGCAUACAGUUCACUAGUGCCUCUCCAAUUCCUAUGAUCGACAAAAUUACUCUCAGCUCUAAACUUCAAGUCAACUCUCUCUCACCUUCAACCUUCAUCCUCCAUUAAUGGAGUCUAUCAUCUCCAGAUAACUUCAUCUCCUAAUUCUCAGAAUUUCAGAUUAAUCCACCAAUAUUUUUUAGGGCGUAAAAUGACAGGAAAUAGUAGAAAAAAUGCUCGAAAUCGACCUAAACCUUCAAUCAAUGUUGAUGAAGAUCAUCAUCCGAUCAACACCGAUAAGAAAUCAAAGCUUAGGAGAGAGAAAAUCAAGCCUCGCAGCAUUUCCAAAUUACAAUUAUUGCUCGGUUUCUUCGCAAUUUUCGUCUUCGCAAUUUCGACGUAUUUUGUUUACGCUUAUGUCGUGAAUUCUACUGAUUAUGGAAGUCGGAAACCUAGGGUUAUCACUCCAUUUCCUGCUCCUAAACUCAUGGAUCUUCCUCAGUUUCAAGGCGAACACAAGGAAAGUUUGUAUUGGGGAACUUACCGGCCUCAUGUUUAUCUUGGCAUUCGAGCAAGGACUCCGCAGUCACUGAUUGCGGGAUUAAUGUGGAUUGGUGUCAAGGAUGGACAGUAUGUCAUGCGGCAUGUCUGCCAAGAUUCCGAUAACCUUAACACUUAUGGUUGGACUCAUCACAAUGGGCGAGAUUAUGGAAGGCAGCUGAUAGUUGAUCAGGGGCUAACCUUGGAGACCAGUUUCUUAAAAUUGAGAGAAAAAGGCAAUGGUUAUGGAGGGGAUUGGGCUGUUCGAAUUGAUUUGCAGAGCAAGAAGUCGGGCUCAGAUGAGGACAGUUGGGGAACUGGUCAUUUUUUCUUCUAUAUGGCUGAUGAAGGUGGACAUGCCAUCAGCAUGAGUAGAGAUGUUUUAGAUGUUCGUGAAAGCUCAUUACUGGCAUCAGGAUCACGAAGUGACGUUGGAGGCUGGCAGUUGCAUCUAGAAUCAGCUGACAAUCCGGAAAUUCAUUAUUCUGGUUUCAAGACACCACACAUACACAACCUGUCUGAUCUUGUCCUAGUAACUCUGGCACAUCAGAUCAGAAGGUUUGGCUAUCUGCAGCUUCCCGACAAUCCAGGUCAUUCUCCUAAUAUUCUCGUGUUUCAGAUUUCUGCAGUGGUUCCUUUCAAAGCAGACUUUGCUUUUGUGUCAGGAACUGACAUGAAAACUUCAGGGAUAGAUGAGCGCAUUAGUAGCCUUACAGGAGAAAACUUGAGCAAACAACUAGUGAAGAAGAAGAAUGAAUAUGAUGAUAAAUUUCAAAGAUGCUUCAAUUUGAGUGAGAAGGUUGAUUCAGAAGUUAUUGUUGUUGGUAAAGCCACAAUUGCAAAUUUGAUCGGUGGCAUUGGUUACUUUUACGGGCAAUCAAAAAUUUCCGUGCCUCAGAAUACUGAUAUAAAGGGUGAUGGUUAUUUGUUGUACUGGCCAGCAGAGCUCUACACAGCUGUUCCUAGUCGCGGAGUCUUCCCACGGGGAUUUUUGUGGGAUGAAGGUUUUCAUCAGUUACUGAUUUGGCGUUGGGAUGUCCGCAUUUGCUUGGACAACAUUGGCCACUGGUUAGAUCUAUUGAAUAUUGAUGGUUGGAUUCCUCGUGAAAUGAUUUUGGGUGCUGAAGCUUUAAGCAAAGUCCCUGAAGAAUUUGUUCUCCAGCACCCAACUAAUGGCAAUCCCCCUACAUUAUUUCUGGCUUUACAUGAUCUGGUCUUUGGCAUUAAGAUGGGCAAAUUCAGUGCAGCUGAAAGCAGUGAGAUCUCUUCCUUUUUAGAGCAUGCAUAUAUUCGUCUUGAUGCAUGGUUUAAGUGGUUCAAUACAUCACAAUCAGGAAAAGACCCAAAUAGCUACUUUUGGCAUGGUAGAGACAAUAUUACUGAUCGUGAAUUGAAUCCAAAAACAUUGUCAUCUGGGUUGGAUGACUAUCCACGUGCUUCUCAUCCCAAUGAAGAUGAACGCCACUUGGAUCUCAGAUGCUGGAUGCUUCUUGCAGCAGAUUGCUUACAGACCAUUGUCAAAGUUACUGAAAUUUCUAAUGAAUCGGGGAAGGAGUAUGGUUUCACUGUCAAUCAGCUGUCAAAUUUUGAAAUUCUCAACAAGAUGCAUCUUGAUGAGGCUUUUGGAGCAUAUUUUGAUUUUGGCAACCACACUGAAAAGGUUCGUUUACGUACGCAAUUGAAGAUGAAUGGAAAUCAUGCCAGACAAGAGAUGGUCCGAGAAGUCCUCGAGGAACCAAAACUUCAAUUUGUACCUCAUCUUGGCUAUGUCAGCCUCUUUCCAUUAAUGGGAAAACUUAUACCUCCUGAGUCGUGGAUUUUAGGGAAACAGCUCGAUCUUAUUUCAAAUAGAAGCUUAUUAUGGACCAAUUAUGGGAUUCGCUCCCUUUCCAAAUCAAGCUCCAUAUACAUGAAAUACAAUACAGAGCAUGACCCACCGUACUGGAGAGGGACAAUUUGGAUAAACAUGAAUUACAUGAUCCUCUCUUCUCUCCACCACUACUCUGAAGCUGAUGGGCCCUAUAAAUUGAGAGCUAAAACCAUUUAUUCUGACUUAAGAAGCAAUCUUCUAAGAAAUAUCAUUCAAAACUAUUACAAGACUGGCUAUAUUUGGGAACAGUAUGAUCAGAAGACAGGAAAGGGUAAAGGUGUCCGACAAUUUACAGGUUGGUCAUCACUUGUGGUGCUAAUAAUGUCAGAAAGUUACAGCAGUAGCUGGGGAAUGUCAAAUUCAUAAUCAGCCAAAGAUUUUGAAGAGAAAGUAUAAUCAACUACAAAAAAAUUUGCAGUAGUUUACGCCAUGCUUCAUUUAUGUUAACUGAGAAUAUUUCGCCACUAGUAUUAUUGCGUCAUUGUGAAAUACAAAACUGUAGUGUAAACUUUCUAGAUUUGGAAACAGGCAUUGUGCCAAUCACUACAAAUCAAAUUCAACUGGACAAUUGCGCAUGUCAAUUCAUUAACACAGUUAAAAUGAGCAA
This is a messenger RNA of Chenopodium quinoa (quinoa), 3093 nucleotides long. RefSeq names its product mannosyl-oligosaccharide glucosidase GCS1-like. Gene Ontology annotation, cellular component: endoplasmic reticulum membrane. The record is from RefSeq and is a predicted model, not a curated record. The coding region runs from base 288 to 2852 and encodes 854 amino acids. The transcript is spliced from 22 exons. Gene Ontology annotation, molecular function: Glc3Man9GlcNAc2 oligosaccharide glucosidase activity. Gene Ontology annotation, biological process: oligosaccharide metabolic process; protein N-linked glycosylation. NCBI's taxonomy places the organism in Eukaryota, Viridiplantae, Streptophyta, Magnoliopsida, Caryophyllales, Amaranthaceae.